Messenger RNA from Poecilia latipinna (sailfin molly), 4362 nucleotides. RefSeq names its product nuclear receptor corepressor 1-like. Lineage: Eukaryota; Metazoa; Chordata; Actinopteri; Cyprinodontiformes; Poeciliidae. The transcript has 23 exons. The annotation marks the transcript as partial. Gene Ontology annotation, cellular component: chromatin. Gene Ontology annotation, biological process: negative regulation of transcription by RNA polymerase II. Gene Ontology annotation, molecular function: transcription corepressor activity; nuclear thyroid hormone receptor binding. The record is from RefSeq and is a predicted model, not a curated record.
AGUUUGUAUUCUUCUGUGCCGUUUCCCUUCCAGUCCUCCAUCCCAACCCCUCCCAGCUGGUCCAGAGCAUGAACGACGGAGUUCGUCUGCCGUUCAACAGACACAGUCGACCUCCCAACAUUCCUUCUCCUCCUCCGCUCAUUCCAACCAACAAGCCCACAGACAAGCCCUCCUUCAUCCAGGGCGGCUCCAUCUCCCAGGGAACUCCUGGCACUUAUUUGCCCUCUCAUGCCAUCUACGGGCCGGAGGGGACGAAGAGCUCCGGGGGCUCCAUCUCUCUGGGGCUGCCACGGCAGAUGGACCCCAACAAGCCCGGAGCUGUGGUUUCCUCCAUCCAGGACGGCAGAGGCAACCCGGCAAAGGUUGGUGAAGGCCUGGCUUUCAGAGGAUCCAUCACUCAGGGCACUCCAGCUCUGUCCCAGCCUAGCAUAGCUGCUGACCUCCUGAAGGGCACAAUCACAAAGCUGGCCACGGAGGACCUGGGCAGCCCAGAUAAAGCCAGGGGGGAGCAGCUGGCUAAAGUCAUUUAUGAAGGCAAAAGUGGCCACAUCCUCUCCUAUGAUGGUAUAAAGAAUCCCAGGGAAAACACCAGAAGCCCCAGAACAGGUCAUGACCUGAAACGCACCCACGACAUGAUGGAGGGUCCCAUGGGAAGAGCGCACCAUGGCAGGGAGGGCGCUCCGUUGGAGGGAACUUUUCGUCUGAUCAGCCGGGCUUUACCUAGAGAAGGGCAUCAUGGCGACUCCAAGGAAAGAGCGCUGAUCCCUGGAUCCAUUAUGCAAGGGACACCGAGAACUACCGCUGACGCGUAUGAGGACACGGUGAAAUACGGGAAGCUGAUAAAAACAGAAAGCCCGCCUAUCCGAACAUUCGAAGAGGCCAUCGGCAAAGGCAAGCCCUACGAAGGAGUGAACACCAUCAAAGAGAGGGGGCGCUCCAUUCACGAAAUCCCCAGACAGGACCAACCUGGACAGGACAUGUGCAAGACUCCUGACCUGCCUGACAGGAGGGUGAUAGAGGGCUCCAUGCCUCAGAGUUACUCCCUGGGCCAGCCGACCAUCAAACACAACGUCAAGUCCCUCAUCACCAGCCCCAGCAAGCUUCCCCACAGCAUGCCGCAGCUGGAGGCCAUGGAGCGACCCAAGUACGAGGAGGGCAAGGCGGUGCGGCACUCUGUGGUCAACAGCACGGCCUCCGUCCUGCGCUCCACGCACCAGGAGGCCGGGAAGUCCCAGCACAGCCCCAGCAUGUACGAAGACGCCAGCGCUCGCAGGACGCCCGUCAACUACAGCACCAAUCCCGUCUCCAGAGGAUCCCCCAUGCUGGGACGGGGGUCAGAGGGGGGCAUGAGUUCUGCCAAAUCCGCUGCACAUGACAGGAAGAGUGCCAUGACCCCGACGCAGAGGGACAGCAUCCCAUCCAAGUCGCCUGUGUCGGUGGGCGACCCCGUGGCCUCCCACAGCCCGUUCGACCCCCACCACCGGCCUUUGGUUCCCGGAGAGGUGUAUCAGACCCACCUGCCCCCACACCUGGACCCCACCCUGGCCUUCCGCCACAGAGGCCUCGAUCCUGCGUUCAUGUUUCCCCGGCAACCCUCACCAACCGGCUACCACAACACCUACCAGCUGUACACCAUGGAGAACACUCGGCAGACCAUCCUCAACGAUUACAUCACGUCGCAGCAGAUGCAUGGCAUCCCUCGGCCCGACAUGGCCAGAGGGCUGUCGCCGCGGGAACAACCCGUCGCCAUCCCGUACCCACCGCCUCCUCGAGGGAUUAUUGAUCUAACCCAGAUGCCUCCAACUAUCCUGUUGCCUCACCCUGGGGGAACAGGUACUCCCACUUUGGAACGCGCCUACCUCUCUGGAGCUCAGCCCCCUUUCCCUCCUAGGCAUUUCAACCCAGCCUCCAUAUCGCCAGGCCAUCCAGUCCACCUUGCUGCUAGUGCAGAGAGGGAGCGGGAGCAGGAGAAGGAACGGGAACAAAAGGAAAGGGAGAUCAGAGAGCGGGAGCGCACUAAUGAGUACAUGCGUGGAGGCGCCCCGGAGCAGCCGGGCCGGCCAGGGAGCCGAGGUUAUCUGCAUUCCCCUUCUCCGUCGCUCCGGACCCAGGAUGUGGUCGUUCAGCAGCGGCCGAGCAUCUUCCAGGGAAAAAGUGUCAUCACCUCACUAAUCCCCCCCCCGCCUGUGGCUACAUCAGCGUCCCAGAGCAGCUCACGCUACAGCACGGCGGCCGACGCCCUGGCUGCGCUGGUGGACGCCGCGGCCCUCGCUCCGCAGAUGGACGUCACCAAGGUCAAGGAGAGCAAACAUGAGCGGGACGAUGAAAUGUCUUCGUCGGCCGUGUCGCGGCGGGGGUCGAUCCUCUCGGAUCAGCAGCAGGAAGCAGACAGGCGGUCGCUCCACUCGCCGUACAACGCCAUGUCUCUGCCGGGCGGAAAGCCGCAUCCAGCUUACGCCGAGGGGCCCGGGGUCGCUGGGGGGAAGGAGAAGGGUCCUCAGACAAAGUCCCGCAUCGAAGAGGAGCUUCGGACUCACGGGAAGACGACUAUCACCGCCGCCAACUUUAUCGACGUCAUCAUCACGCGGCAGAUAGCUUCAGACAAAGAGUCACGGGAGCGAGGCUCUCAGAGCUCCGACUCUUCAAGCAGCUUGUCAUCCAGUCGGUAUGAUAACACUGCUGGAGGAGCCAUUGAGGUUAUAAGUCCUGCUAGUUCCCCAGUCCAGCCCCAGCAGGACAAAGCAGAAGACGGACAACAACAAGCAGCAGUUGCCAUGCGGACCUACGACAUGGGCCGGUACCGGUCGUCUGCAGAGCCGCCGCAACCCCCCUCCUCCCAGGCAGACAGCUACUCACAGGUCCCCAAAACCCACAGAGUCAUGACAUUGGCAGACCAUAUUUCGCAUAUAAUUACCCAAGACUUUGCCAGGAAUCAAGACCCCCCGGUCUCUUCGUCAGCGCCCACCACAUUCCAGAGCUCCAUCCCACCGGUGUCCUCUUCGGGUCGGGUCAAAGCCCCGAGCCGCUACAGUCCUGAGAACCAGCCUCCGCACCACCAGAGACCCUCGAGUCGGGUUUCUCCAGAGAACGCCCCUGACAAAUCCAGGGCCAGACCUGGCAAGUCUCCGGACCGAGGAAGCAGGCAGAUGGAGAACUACGAACCCAUCUCUCCUCCACAGGGGUACCAAGGCAUGGACAAGCAGGAGGCGGGCGGGCCUCCGUCCCAAAGGCGGGACACUGACAACUCUGAGAUCAGGAGUGACUCACGGUCCCCAGGAAGUGUCAGCUACCUGCCUGCUUUCUUCACCAAACUGGAGAGCACUUCGCCCAUGGUUAAAUCCAAGAAGCAGGAAAUCUUCCGUAAGUUGAACUCCACCUCUGGUGUUGGGGAUUCUGACGUUGGAAAUGCUCAGCCUGGGACAGAGAUUUUCAACCUGCCUGCUGUUACCAGCUCCAGCAGCAUCAACCUGAGGAAUCAGUCGUUCAACGACCCGGCCAGUAACUUGGGCCUGGAGGACAUCAUCCGCAAGGCUUUAAUGGGCAACUUGGAGGAGAGGCAGGAGGAGCACCAGGGAGGAGGAGGAGCUGUUGUCAUGAACAACGCAGCCGGCACGGGCGGCGACACCCGACAGGAGGCCAGCCCGUCUCCCAGCAUGGGGAAACAGAAGCAGGGCAAAGCAAACAGCCGGAAGUCCAAGUCGCCCAACCUGGGUCAGGCCUACCCGGUAGGGGAGCGUCCGUCGUCCGUGUCCUCCGUCCACUCUGACGGGGAGUACCACAGACAAACCCAAGCACAGUGGACCUGGGAGGAGCCACCUCCGUCCACAGGUCCCAUGCAGUUUCCUUACAACCCUCUGACCCUGAUGAGCACACCGCCCACGUCCAUGGCCUCAGCCUCCAUACAGAGCCAGCAGCAGCAGCAGCAGCAGCCGCCCCCAGCCAGGGGGCAGCAGCGAGUGUGGCAGUCUCUGCUGUCGGAGCAGUACGAGACCCUGUCCGACAGCGACGACUGAACCCGCCGACAGCCCGGUUACCAGGGAAACGGCCUGCGCUUCAGGCGGAUCUGCCCACGCCCCUCUCCCGGAACUAACCUCACUCUUUUUGCGAGUGAUGAGCGGAUGGGGUGGUGUCAUGGUUUUUUUUUUUUUUUUUUUCCUUCUUCUUCUUUUUUUAUUUUUUGUUGUUGUUUUUGGUGCUAUGGCGCCCCCUGGCGGUCAGCUAGGAGAAGCAAGCAACAGGCAGGAUUCUCCGGAACAAGACUCCGUAUUUGCUCCAGGAGCCUGCCGGGAGACGUACACGCCAACAUGGAGGACGACAAACGGCGCCAGUCGAUCUGAAGAAGUUCCUUCGUGGUAAAAGAAA